Molecule: messenger RNA, 603 nt
Organism: Podospora bellae-mahoneyi
Lineage: Eukaryota; Fungi; Ascomycota; Sordariomycetes; Sordariales; Podosporaceae
Exons: 5
Coding region: 1-603 (200 amino acids)
Source: RefSeq, a predicted model, not a curated record
AUGGAUAUACUGGCGAUCAGGGAGUUGGACAAGCUUGAUCUGGAGAAAGGGUUGUUCAUCCAGGAAGUCACGAGCAGUGAUGGUAGCCCCACCAGCAACACGGAAACCCUGAAUAGCUCAGAUUUUCCCUUCCGAGAGGCUGGAGGAGACGACAGCGGCGAACAACCGUUCGUACGCACUCAGAUUGCAGAAGAGAGACAAGGAUGCCGAGAGUGGCUCUUUUUCCCUGCCUGCAAAGCACAGUUCUCCUUCAUUUUGGACCACUGGGCUGCCAAGUCCAAAGAGACCUUCCAAGAGGUGAAGGAGUUGGAGCAGGAGAACCGAGCACAGGGGCAGGAUGGCUAUAAGAAGUGUCUGAUGAAAAAUGCUUUUGGUCGGAAGAAGCAGGAGCUUGUCGACAGGCUUACGAUGGAGUGUAAGGAACUCGCAUUCGCCCAACCAGACCAUGACAGAGGAUUGGACCCUGAAAACUCGGGCUUUGGGUUGCUUCCUAAAGGCUACCGGUCUCUGGGCCCACGGCCCAGCGCCAUCGACAACUUUGUGGUUUCCACCGCGGAGAUAAUGAGCAAAGCAGGUUGUAGCGUCAAGGUAAUUCUGUUCUAA